Messenger RNA from Brenthis ino (lesser marbled fritillary), 1197 nucleotides. Lineage: Eukaryota; Metazoa; Arthropoda; Insecta; Lepidoptera; Nymphalidae. The record is from the annotation of a GenBank genome assembly.
AUGAAUAUUCUUCUUAAUUUUUAUCCACUGACUGUUCUAGCUAUAUUUUCUUCAUUUUAUAUAUUUGUGCUAUCUAUACAUUUCCCAUAUGUAUAUCCAAGAAUAAAACUUGAAGCAAAAAGUAAAGGUGAUGCGGGAGAACCGCUCAUUCUAACGCCUUAUAUAGAAAAAGGAAAUAUUGAACAAGGCCAAAACUUAUCACGUGUAUCAAUUACAGAAAAAAUUGGCAUCACAAGUCAUGCCGGCUUUUUAACUGUUGAUAGUAAAUAUAAUUCUAAUUUAUAUUUUUGGUACUUUCCUACUUUUGAUAAAAAUCGUAAUGCCCCAGUAGUGCUGUGGCUCCAAGGAGGUCCAGGGGGAAGUUCCUUAUUUGGGCUAUUUACAGAAAAUGGCCCUUUAAUGGUAAAAAAAUCCGGAUUUGUUACAAGGAAAUAUCAUUGGGCUCUAAGAUACAACCUACUCUUCAUUGAUAACCCAGUAGGAACAGGAUUUAGCUUCACAAAUGAUGAUAUAGGAUACUGUGAAGAUGAACAAUGUGUUUCGAAAGGCUUGUAUAAUGCUUUGCAACAGUUUUUUAAACUUUUCCCACGUCUACAAUCAAAUGAUUUUUAUAUAACUGGAGAAUCUUAUGCUGGAAAAUAUAUUCCAUCUUUGGCUAUGGAAAUUCAUAAAGAUAACGUGAUCAGUAAACAAAAAAUAAACCUUAAAGGUAUGGCAUUGGGCAAUGCAUACUGUGACCCUGUCACUCAAAUGGACUAUGAUGCAACAGAUAUGGAUAUGUAUAUAAAUUUAUUGAAUAAUGACCAAAUACGAAGAAGUGUUCAUGUUGGAGGACUGCCCUUUCAUUCUGGGAAAGAAGUAGAAAUACAUUUAGCGUAUGAUAUAUUAAAAUCAGUCGCUAGUUAUGUCGCAGAAUUAUUAUCACAUUAUCGUCUUCUAUUUUACAAUGGGCAAUUAGAUAUAAUUGUAGCAUAUCCUUUAACUGAAAACUUUUUGUGGAGCUUAAACUUUUCAUCUGCUAAUGAAUAUAAAAAGGCAAGUAGAAAAAUAUGGAAAGUACAAAAUGACUUAGCUGGUUAUGUCAAAAAAGCAGGCAAUCUUACAGAAGUGAUGGUCAGGAAUGCAGGUCAUAUGGUUCCUCAUGAUCAGCCCAAAUGGGCAUAUGAUCUUAUAACAAAGUUUAUAAGCAAUAAAUUG